Plasmodium malariae is the source of this 2175-nucleotide messenger RNA. RefSeq names its product STP1 protein. The transcript is spliced from 4 exons. Lineage: Eukaryota; Apicomplexa; Aconoidasida; Haemosporida; Plasmodiidae. The coding region runs from base 1 to 2175 and encodes 724 amino acids. The record is from RefSeq and is a predicted model, not a curated record.
AUGGAAGGUUGUGCUUCCCGGGACUACAGUGGUUUAGGUUUUGGAGCAACACAAUACCUUUGGAAACCAGAAUUUAUACAAACUCGAAAUCAAAUUUUAUCUCGCCUUGCUUCUUUAGAAAAAAAGACAAUUAAAGAAGAAUUCAGGAAAGAAUGCUUAGAACUGACUAAUUUUUUAAUUGAGAAAAAGGAUAAACCUACACGAUUUACUAAUCCUAAGAGUUGGGUACCAGUACUUAGGAAUUAUUUUAAACAUAAAUUUGACAAGAUUACUCAACAUGGAGGUUGUCCUAUGAUUUUCGAUCCGAAAGAAAAAAAUAUUUUAGAAUUAAAAUAUGAUGCACAAGAUUUCUGUGAAACAAAUAAUGUAUAUGAAACAAAACUAAGGGCCUUCAAGAAAGGAGGUAGCAAAACAUAUAACUGUAAUAGUGAUUCUAAUUGUAUAAAACAUUGUACGGAAUAUAAGGAUUGGUUUACAAGUAAUAAGCAACAUUUCGAGGAAAAGAGACAUCUCAUUAGUGAAAGUUGCACAUUUAAAAGCUCAUCAUCAGAAUUUCCGACAAAACAAUGCAAUAUAAUGAAUCCUAGAAUGUUAAAUAAUAUUCCUAAAUGCCUAUAUACAAAACCACAGGAACAUACUGAACCUGCACCUAAAGAACAAAAAGAAAUAAGCAGAUCCAAAUUAGAUCAAGACAAUGCUAAAGUUUCGCCAGUAUCUCAAGAUCAAAGUCUAUCACAAAUGGAACGUCCACCUGAUGGCCAACAUAGUCCAUCUGAACAUCAACCAAGCAGUUUACCUGAAGGUCCACAUUCAGAUCAAUCUCAACUUCAAACAACAGCAGAAGACAGAAAUCGGGCAAGUUUAACUAAUUUAGACACAGAUACACAAGGUUCACUUAUUCUAGAACCAGAUGCUCUUGCACAUGCUGCAUAUCCAGAUGAAACAUUAAGCAGUUCUACAUUACAAACUGAAUUUAUUCAACAACCAGAAAGAGAUAGUAAUAUUGAAAUUACUCCUCGAGCUGCUGAAGUAUCAAUUCUCAAGACCUUUUCGGAUACUACUAUAGACCCUAAAAUUCAAGGUAACAUUAAUUCUACUUUAUUUUAUAUUUUUGUAAUAACUAAACAAAUUAAUAUAUAUAUAUAUAAUGUUAAUGCAGGUUCAGUAGCAAAUUCAUAUAACCCAUAUUACAUUCUAAUGGGAAAGUUUAGAAAAAAGAAAAAUAUAAGAAGACAAGUUAAAUUUCUCAGAAUACUACUUCCUUCACAUUCUGACAAAAGAAACAAGUUUUUAUCAGAUAAUCAUUUAGAUGAGCCAAUAUAUGAUGAUGAAGAAAUCAUAAAAAAAUUAAAAAUACAUGAGCAUAACACUAUAAAUAAUACAAAUAUGCUAAAGAGAAAUAAGGACAGAUCCAAAACUAUUAUAGAAGUACAUAUGGAAGUACUUGAGGAAUUAAGAAAUGAAGAAUGGGAAUUAAAAAAAGGUGAAUUUUUAGCAGUAUGUCUAGAAGUAUACAAAUAUGAAAAACAUAGAACCUAUCCUAAUUUAAUAAAUGGUGAUCAAAUGGAAAAUAUUAAAUGUAGCAAUGAUAUUGAAGAAAAAAAAAUUAUAUGGAAUAAAUGGAUAGAAAAGCACAGAAAUCUUUCUGAAAAAUUGAAAAAAGAAGAUUGGUUUAAUAAUUUGAAAAAUGAAUGGAAAAAAGAAGGUAAAAUUGUAGAACAUUAUUUGGAACAGGACUGGUUAAAGGGAUUAACAAAUGAAUUUGAUAAUAUAUUAGAUGAAUAUGAAAAUGAAGGAACUGAAAAUAGUGUAUCACUAAUAAAUAUAGAAGAAAUGGAACAUAACAAAAGUUGCGAAGAAUUAUAUAAGUAUAUUAAAAAAAAAUUAUUAUCAAAAUUGUGUGUGCUUGUAUUUAUGACAAUAUUAGAGGAGUGCAAAAAAGAGAAAAAUGUAGAAAAUAAGGAAUCAUAUUUAGACAGUUCAAUAAAUGAAUGUAAUUCAGAAAAAAAUUUAGAUAGGAAAUAUCACAUUAUAGAAAAUGUUGUUGAAAAUGGAAACAAUGUUUUGGAAAAUAGUGAAAAUACUGAAAUUUUUGAUUAUAAAGAAGAAAAUAAUUUUACAGAUGAAAUAAAGGAUUGGAUAGGAGAAGAUGAUAUACAUGUAAAUUCUAUAUAA